AUGACUGUCAAGAACGCGUUGAACUCAAGUUCUUCAUCGCCUUACCCGAUUCCUCAAGGCGUUUCCGUCAUUCCUCUUGAUCAACUCGACCUCCGACCCGAUGCUGAAGUUGACAAUACCAUCAAGUCCCCCCCGCCUGUCACUUCAGCCAAGAAUCUUUGGUUCUUCUGGAACUCAGGAUACGACAACUUGCACCCUUAUGCCAAGCGAAAUGUCCGCACGUGGCACCGUCGUUUCUCUAAGAAGGGGUGGACGGUCAGAGUCAUGGAUCUAGAACCGGAUUCGCCCAGUUAUAUCGGCAACUGGAUUGACGUGGAAGACGCCAACAACGUACCCAAGGCUUUCAUCGAAGGCACAUUGGACGGAGAGUUUGCGAAGCAACAUUACUCCGAUCUUGUGCGUUUUCCUCUCCUCCUGAAGUAUGGUGGCGUGUACACAGAUGUUGGCUAUAUGCAAAUUGGCGACCUCGACAAGCUAUGGGACGAGACAAUUGCCAACGAGGACAGCCCCUACGAGGUGCUAUCAUAUAACGCUGGUGGUCCCCGCGACUACAGUCUAAUGAACUAUUUCAUCGGCAGUCUCCCAGGGAAUGCGUUUUGGCAAGCAUGCCAUGACCUUCUGUUGAAGUUAUGGGAAGGCCGAACGAAUACGGAAGGCACUCACAAACAUCCUCUGCUGAAAGGGUUACCGUUGAUGGGAGAGACAUUCGCCGAGGCAGGACGUGCGAGUAUCAGCGAGAAGCUGACGGAUUACAUCCUUCAAGGCCAGGCAAUCACGAUGGUCAUGCGCACUAUCGACGAAGAGAGAGGUUGGAACGGCCCAAAAUACGUCACUGAGAAGAUCUUUGCACCAGAGUACAUGGUCGGCAGCCAACUGAUCAACGAGUACACGAAGUGGAAUGGUGUUCAGGCCUAUGGUCUAAUGAGUCAAAAGAUACCAGAGCUCGGACAGCCAGAAACAGAUGAUCAAAAGCUGGCAAGAGAGAUUGUUGAAAACUGUUUUUCGAGAAGCUUUGGAUUCAAGCUGGCUCACGGGCUGAUCGUACAGGUAUUGGGACCUACGCUGGGAAGUCUCUGGAGGAAGCACGAGGGGAGUGAUGCCGUGGAAGGAACGUAUGCUCAUUGGCUAAGGCAUGGCAUGGAGCGUUGGAAUCCAGGUCAUUUACCUGAGAGAGAAGCCUAUGAAGAGCUGGAACCAGUCAAGAGAGGGUCUUUAGUUCUAGAGAUGUAG
Molecule: messenger RNA, 1230 nt
Organism: Colletotrichum karsti
Lineage: Eukaryota; Fungi; Ascomycota; Sordariomycetes; Glomerellales; Glomerellaceae
Product: capsule polysaccharide biosynthesis
Exons: 1
Coding region: 1-1230 (409 amino acids)
Molecular function (GO): glycosyltransferase activity
Source: RefSeq, a predicted model, not a curated record